AUGAACGAGCUUUUCAAACUGUUUCACAGCCAGACGUUUAUUCAGAAAACUCAACAAUUCUGUCAGACGUGUGAGAUAGAAUGGCAUUUCAUACCGCCAGACGCCCUGAAACUCGGUGGACUCGGGGAGUCGGCGGUUAAAUCCGCAAAAACACUUAUAAAGCGUAUUGUAGCAAACUCUAAGUUGACUUUCGAGGAACUAGCGACCAUCUUAGCGGAGAUCGAGGCAGUGUUGAACUCGCGUCCAUUGUUCAGUGUAUCAAACGAUCCGGCUGAUUCGAAGGUUAUAACUCCUGCACAUUACACGAUCGGACGUCCACUAGUUGCACCUGCUGAACCUUCUUUGGAAACCGUUAAUGUGAACCGUUUGGAUCGCUGGUAG
Sabethes cyaneus is the source of this 381-nucleotide messenger RNA. RefSeq lists its product as uncharacterized. The coding region runs from base 1 to 381 and encodes 126 amino acids. Gene Ontology annotation, molecular function: nucleic acid binding. Lineage: Eukaryota; Metazoa; Arthropoda; Insecta; Diptera; Culicidae. The record is from RefSeq and is a predicted model, not a curated record. The transcript has a single exon.